UCAGGAAACUACAUCCAACUCCUUGGGGAAUACUCCUUGGAGAAUCCUCCUCAGAUAACAAUAAGCCAUCUCCAUUUGACGACAACCCAGCAUGUAACCCGAUGUUCUUAAGUCAGAUGAGUUCCAGUUAGUAAGCACUCUGUUCGCAAAACAAAUAAAUACACCGCAAGACCUCGCAUUGUGUUUCUACUUUCUAUAAGCAAUUCUUCAUCUCCCAACCAAGCAUUUCAUUCAAAAGACUCAUCAUCAUUUCAACUACAUCACAACAUGGCGUCCUCUACAAAGCACACUGCGCGAUCAAUUCUCGAUGCAUUCUAUGAGGCUGAGCGCACCUUCAUGGCCUCACCACCCGACCAACGCGACUUCAGCGCCAUGGCAGCAACUCUAUCCGAAGAAGUUAUUCUCAAAGAAACUUCUGGACUGCCCUUCGCUGGCGAAUACACCGGACAUGAUGGCUUCCUGCAAUGGGCAAAGUCUAUGCCCGAGUACUUUGACGAAGUCCAUGUCCAGAACCCCGAAAUAUUUGAAAAGGAGGGCUCAAACCGCAUCAUCUCUCUCGGGUAUUUGCACCUAAAGGUUCGCAAGACGGGAGAACAGCUGAAGUACCCAUUGUGCCAGGUCAUUCAGGUUGACCUGGAGGCUGGGGUUAUAAAGAGUAUCAUGCCGUUUUACUGGGAUGUGCAUCAUUUGAACAAGGCUAUUGGAUAUACGCCGGACCUGUAGAGGUCAACAUAGCAGUGAUGGACUCAGUAUUGGGACCCUCUCAACUCUCAGAAUAACAUAGAGAAUUAUAAAAUUACAAGUUUGUCUCGUGGAG
Messenger RNA from Fusarium oxysporum Fo47, 817 nucleotides. Its product is annotated as nuclear transport factor 2 family protein. NCBI's taxonomy places the organism in Eukaryota, Fungi, Ascomycota, Sordariomycetes, Hypocreales, Nectriaceae. The coding region runs from base 268 to 723 and encodes 151 amino acids. The record is from RefSeq and is a predicted model, not a curated record. The transcript has a single exon.